GCGAGGAGGCACGUCACUUCCUGUUUCUUUAGGGGAACGUGGCUUUUCCCCGCAGUACCUCGCCUUCCAUCUGUGUUCGUGCAGCGGCGGCUGGAGCUGGAGUCGGAACCCAAGCGCAGUCUCGCCAUGGAUUCGGCCCUCAGCGACCAGCACAACGGCAGCACCGAGGCCAGCAGCUCGGCCAACGGCACGACGCGGCCGCCCUCCACGCCCGAGGGCAUCGCGCUGGCCUACGGCAGCCUCCUGCUCAUGGCGCUGCUGCCCAUCUUCUUCGGCGCCCUGCGCUCAGUGCGCUGCGCCCGCGGCAAGAGCUCUUCGGACAUGCCGGAAACCAUCACCAGCCGAGAUGCUGCCCGCUUUCCCAUCAUCGCCAGCUGCACUCUCUUGGGGCUCUACCUCUUUUUCAAAAUCUUCUCCCAGGAGUACAUCAACCUCUUGCUGUCCAUGUAUUUCUUCGUGCUGGGGAUCCUGGCCCUGUCACACACCAUCAGCCCCUUCAUGAAUAAGUUUUUUCCAGCCAGCUUCCCAAAUCGCCAGUAUCAGCUGCUCUUCACACAGGGCUCUGGGGAAAACAAGGAAGAGAUCAUCAACUAUGAGUUUGACACCAAGGACCUGGUGUGCCUGGGCCUAAGCAGCGUUGUUGGUGUCUGGUACCUGCUGAGGAAGCACUGGAUUGCCAACAACCUCUUUGGCCUGGCCUUCUCCCUUAAUGGGGUGGAGCUCCUGCACCUGAACAACGUGAGCACUGGCUGUAUCCUGCUUGGUGGACUCUUCAUCUAUGACAUCUUCUGGGUUUUCGGCACCAACGUGAUGGUGACUGUGGCCAAGUCCUUUGAGGCACCAAUCAAAUUGGUGUUCCCCCAGGAUCUGCUGGAGAAGGGCCUUGAAGCGGACAACUUUGCCAUGCUGGGACUUGGAGAUAUCGUCAUUCCAGGGAUCUUCAUUGCUUUGCUGCUCCGUUUUGACAUCAGCUUGAAGAAGAACACCCAUACCUACUUCUACACCAGCUUCGCCGCCUACAUCUUCGGCCUGGGCCUCACCAUCUUCAUCAUGCACAUCUUCAAGCAUGCCCAGCCGGCUCUCCUGUACCUGGUCCCUGCCUGCAUCGGCUUUCCUGUCCUGGUGGCACUCUUCAAGGGAGAAGUGGCAGAGAUGUUCAGCUACGAGUCCUCGGCCGUAAUCCUGCCUCAUACGCCGAGGCUCACUCACUUCCCCACAGUCUCGGGCUCCCCUGCCAGCCUGGCCGACUCCAUGCAGCAGAAGCUAGCUGGCCCUCGUCGCCGGCGCCCGCAGAAUCCCAGCGCCAUUUAUGAGGAGUCAAACCCUAAAGAUGCAGCAACUGGGACUGAAUCCAAAGAGGAGACAACAGAGGCAUCAGCAUCCAAGAAGCUAGAGAAGAAGGAGAAAUGAGGCCGCUCUGCCUGACCCUUGAGGGCCAGAUCAGACAGGCGGGGGACGACCUGUAGGCGACACAGACAGAGGACUCGUGCAGGAGGCGAAGGUGGCUCCAGGCUGGGGAGCGGACCUCUGCUGCCUGUUUCCCUCUCCCCUUUCUCUGGCUUCCUCUGCUGCUCCUCACCCCCUGCAGGCAAAGGAAACCCUCUGCUGCUUCUUUCCCCAGGAGCCAGGUGGGAACCCCGUGUGGUUUUUAGAUUUUUGUAUUGUGGACUGACUUUGCCUCACAUUAAAAACUCAUCCCAUGGC
Messenger RNA from Arvicola amphibius (Eurasian water vole), 1704 nucleotides. RefSeq names its product histocompatibility minor 13 (gene Hm13). Gene Ontology annotation, biological process: membrane protein proteolysis. The transcript has 13 exons. The record is from RefSeq and is a predicted model, not a curated record. Bases 127 to 1410 code for a protein of 427 amino acids. Gene Ontology annotation, molecular function: aspartic endopeptidase activity, intramembrane cleaving. Gene Ontology annotation, cellular component: membrane; cytoplasmic side of endoplasmic reticulum membrane; lumenal side of endoplasmic reticulum membrane. NCBI's taxonomy places the organism in Eukaryota, Metazoa, Chordata, Mammalia, Rodentia, Cricetidae.